CUGCGUGAAAUAUCUACUCCACAUGCAUGUAGGUUGGCCUCCUUGUUUCAUUAAACCAGCGAGAUUUGGCCGUCCCAUUGGCCGCCGCGCUUCCCUGAUCCUUCCUUCCUUGCUGAGCCUCCCCUGUUUGUUAUAAACAAAUACCUGUGCCUCCUGCCAACGAUCUCAAAUCCUCAGCUUUUGCCUCGUUGCAUCCUGCUCCUGCUCCUGCUUAGCCAUCGCACAGCCUGUCUCGAGCCUUUGCAUUGCUGCCUUUCCUCCCCUUUUGGUUGGCUCGCCUAUUGUUAUUCCUACAAAAGGAUGCGGUCUGCUCCAUGAGCAUGAGGAGGAGAGGGAGCCUUGCUGCUGCUACUGCUGCUGCAUCCAGAUUCCAGAGCUUCUUCUUCCUUGCAAUUCUCCCAUGCUCGGCCGCCAUCCGCUGCUGCGAAAUGAGUAAUGGGUGCUGAGGAGAGCUUGCGCCCGUCGUCCGUGCCCUUGCUGGUGUAUGGAGGUUCCCAGUGCUCAUGAGCUAUAACCGAAGUCCAGAGGAGAGUGAAGAUGCGAGAUAAGCAGCCGCAGCAUGAGUCGCCGAUUUUCAGGAAUGGCUACUGAUUUGUUUCGUACUCAUAGAAUCCUCUUUGCCCUGUUGGAGAAAGGAGGAAUAACCAUCAUUAGAGAGCUAGAAAGUAGAGGUUCUGUUCAGAAACUAGCCAAAAUAUUGCUGAAAGCUAGUGGGGGAGGGCUUUUGAACGACAUCUUGGCAGACAUAAUGGACAGGUAUUCCAAACACGACAGCAAGGAAUCACUUCGGAGAACAAUCAUGGAACAUGAUGAGGUCUUCAGACAACAGGUGCAUGAAUUGCAUCGGCUAUACAGGGUACAGAAAGCACUGAUGGCUGAAUUACGUGGUGAGAAGCACAGUUUCCAACUCAGAACAGAAGAUACUCGAGAAAUGGUGCAGGGCCACAGGCCAAACCUCAAGAAUAGCUCUUGUACGUCAGAGACUAGCCAAUCUGCUUGUCUUGGAAACGCACAGUACUCUGAUACUAGGCAAGUACCCGAACAGUCGUUUCUUCAAGAAUGCAAGCCAGUGACAUGCUUAAACCUCUUCGACGAAGAAACUUCAAGAAACCAAGAAAGAAGACCAGAAAGCAGUAAAUCAGUUGAAGGUGAAAGUUGGAGUGUUUCUAUGGAAGGUGAUCUCGAUCUCAAAUUAAGCAUUGCCCCCAGUUCAAAUGCAACAAAAGCACCACACUGGCUCUUCUCCGACAGCAGGGAAAGAAACCCUUCUGGUCAGCAUCGAUGACAAGUUGACAACCAAUUGGCAUCCCAGAUCAGUUGGUUUCAUAGUGCAAGAAGCAAAUGUUAACAUUUCCAAGCUAUCUCAUAGCAUAUCAUAUCUCCUUGACAUGCUGGCCCCAAAUUUUGGUCUGAAUUAUACCUCAGUCAUGGUGAGUAAUUUGUAUGCGGAAUUCUAGAGCUUCUCAGGCUGUCAAGCACAAGGACUUGCUAGGAGCACAUUAAUGUAACACCAAGAUAGCAAA
Messenger RNA from Aegilops tauschii subsp. strangulata, 1523 nucleotides. RefSeq lists its product as uncharacterized. Lineage: Eukaryota; Viridiplantae; Streptophyta; Magnoliopsida; Poales; Poaceae. The record is from RefSeq and is a predicted model, not a curated record.